AUGAGCUAUAGUAAAAAACGAAAUAACGAGUUACUAUUUCCAGUGGCUAAAUUACAAAAACAUUUUCCCUUAAUUGAAUGGUGGCAAGGGAAAGAAAUUUUACACAAAAUUCAAAAAAAACAUAAAAGAGAUUCUGAAAAAAAUCCUUGUGAUAGUUUAUGGGGAAAGUUUAUCAAUUGCUUAAGAAAAUACCCACAUACAUUUUCCAAGUGUAAAAUUGAAGGUACACGAUAUUUACAAUGCUUGUCAUCAAUAAGCCAACAAGAUGACACACAAAAACCAACAAAUUAUAUUAAGGUGUUAGAGUAUUUUAAAAUUUUUAAUGAAACAAGCAGAUUUAAAUACAAACCUAUAGAUUUAAAAGACUAUUCUUUUUCACAAAAUUUAUCAUUUCACAAGGAGAGCAAAGACGACAACAAAGAUCUUUAA
Molecule: messenger RNA, 429 nt
Organism: Plasmodium vinckei vinckei
Lineage: Eukaryota; Apicomplexa; Aconoidasida; Haemosporida; Plasmodiidae
Product: conserved Plasmodium protein, unknown function
Exons: 1
Coding region: 1-429 (142 amino acids)
Source: RefSeq, a predicted model, not a curated record